Messenger RNA from Raphanus sativus (radish), 732 nucleotides. RefSeq names its product 30S ribosomal protein S13, chloroplastic. Gene Ontology annotation, biological process: translation. Lineage: Eukaryota; Viridiplantae; Streptophyta; Magnoliopsida; Brassicales; Brassicaceae. The transcript has 3 exons. Gene Ontology annotation, molecular function: structural constituent of ribosome; RNA binding. The record is from RefSeq and is a predicted model, not a curated record. Gene Ontology annotation, cellular component: mitochondrion; small ribosomal subunit; ribosome. The coding region runs from base 73 to 582 and encodes 169 amino acids.
UUGGCUCAUCUUCUUCCUCGCCUCUGAAGUUUCAAAAAAACACGAAGGAAGAGGAUAGAUAGAGAGAGAACAAUGGCGCAGAUGGUUGCGAUGCCCGUAGCCCACUCCCUCUCCCUCAUUUGCAAUUGGACUAAAUCCAGUCCUCUCACUCGCAACACUCUCGCUCUGCCACCUACUAACGCUCCCAAUAAGCAGAGUCUGAGCAUCAGAUGUGCUCGUGUGGGAGGUGUGGAGAUUCCGAGUAACAAGAGGAUUGAGUACUCUCUCCAGUACAUUCAUGGGAUUGGUCGAACUAGGGCUCGCCAGAUCCUCGUUGAUCUCCAGAUGGAGAACAAGAUCACCAAAGACAUGGCUGAGGAAGAGCUCAUCGUUCUUCGUGAUGAAGUCUCCAAGUACAUGAUCGAGGGUGAUCUGAGGAGAUUCAAUGCGCUUGCUAUCAAGAGGUUGAAGGAGAUACAGUGUUACCGUGGUGUAAGGCACAUCCAAGGGUUACCAUGUCGUGGACAGAGAACCAAGAACAACUGUAGAACUCUUAAAGGCAAGAAGAUUGCUAUUGCUGGUAAGAAGAAAGUUUCCAAGUAACCAACUCAUCUGAAUCUUGGAUGUCCUGUAAUAAUACUCUUUUGUUCUGUCUCUAGUUUUCUCUGUUCUAAAAUGUGAUUUUGUAAUCUCCUGAAACUUGGUUCGAAUGGAGCCCUUUCCAGACUAAUCUCCAGCUUUGUUAUUGUUCCA